This is a messenger RNA of Musa acuminata subsp. malaccensis (wild Malaysian banana), 841 nucleotides long. RefSeq names its product glutaredoxin-C1-like. The record is from RefSeq and is a predicted model, not a curated record. NCBI's taxonomy places the organism in Eukaryota, Viridiplantae, Streptophyta, Magnoliopsida, Zingiberales, Musaceae.
UAGUUCCCAUUCUGACCCUCUCAGCCUCUGCCUCCUAUAAAUACUCUGCUCCUCUUCCCCGACUCUCCACGACUACGUCUAUCCUCUGAGCUCCUGUCAUUUUAAGUGUUCGUAGAGAACGAGUGUGCUCAAGGAUGUACUACCAGGCGGCGGCGGCAGCGGAGGCGUGGGGUUACGUGGCUGGGAUGGGGCCGACGACGACGAUGGACGCGCUGGAGCGGGUGGAGCGGAUGGCGGCGGAGAGCGCGGUGGUGAUCUUCAGCGUGAGCACCUGCUGCAUGUGCCACGCCCUGAAGCGGCUCUUCUGCGGCAUGGGGGUGAGCCCGUCGGUGGUGGAGCUGGACGAGGACCCGCGCGGGCGGGAGAUGGAGCGCGCCCUCGCCCGCCUCCUCGGCGGUGGUGCAGCCGGCGGCCCCGCCGUACCCGUGGUAUUCAUCGGCGGGAAGCUGGUUGGGGCCAUGGACCGGGUCAUGGCCGCCCACAUAAGCGGCGCCCUCGUCCCCCUCCUCAAACAAGCCGGCGCUCUCUGGCUCUGAAGCAUGCGCAUGGCAAACCCACCAUAUCUAAUAUGAGAGAGAGAGAGAGAGGUUGGUUUUUGGGGUCCUCCAUUUUGGUGCAGUUCUUAAUGGGAUGCAUGGUGGUGACGAGGAAAGGAGUGCAACUUUGGUUGAGGAUGGAAGAUUACAUGUACAGAAAGAUCUUAAAGGCUAAGCCAAAAAGCCGAGAGAAGAUUGCUGGUUUGGUUUUUCUUAGGAGUUCUUCCAAGUGCAGUACUUGUUGUCAUCAAUCAUGCUCUUCUCCCAGAUGAAUCAUUUGAACUCAUCAUAAUGUUCGCUUCCUC